UGCAUUAUAGGUAAACAUUAUUUCAUAGGAAAUGUUUACGCGAUUUUACUAUUUUAAGAUCGAAAAAGGUUAAAAACACGGACACGGGGAUUUUUAUCUACCUGUGUACAUGCGGGUCAUCAAGUGAGUUACGAUCAUACAUUAGUAUAUAAGAAGAACGCUGCAUUCAUUAUCAUUAACAACUGAGUCUUCAGAACUAAAACACUAAUAAAAAAUACUUCUUUUUUUGUCAACAUGAAAUACUUGUUGGUAGUUUUGGUUGUCUUCGUUCUCGCUACGGUUGCAUUAGCAGGUAGUGGAUGCAAUGUAGUCCCUUGCAGCGAUUAUUGCCGAUCGGUGGGACAUUUUGGCGGAUAUUGCGUCGGACCAACGUUAGAUACCUGUCAUUGUUAUGACGUUGGCCACAAAAACUAAAAAAUAUUCAAUAUUUAUUAUUCGAUUUGUGACUUUGAUUACUCUUUAAUAGUAUGUAUUAUUAUAAUGGAAAUUAAUAUUGGAAAUAAAUAAGUAUGGAUAAUAAUAAAAUUGAGAAAGGACAUAAUAAGGCUGACAAAAUAUUAGGUCUGGAUCCCGCGUAUGAAAAAAAAGUUGAUUAAUAGCAAGCUGAAAAUUUGUUAAUAGCUUAAGGGUGUCUAGUCGGAUAAACUUUGAUAUAUGGGAACACUGGAACAGGGGCAGUUUUAAUUGUGGAACAGGUUAAAAAUUUGGAACGGUCAGACCACGAAAACGGAUCAUUUAUUUUGUCCGGCAGAACAGACUUAAACUCUCCGAAUAGAGAUUAGACUCUCAUGCAAAAAUCAGACUGCUAUUUAUCACCUGUCAUAAUUCCUGUCAUUUGACAUAUUCUACAUGUUCCACUCAUUAAAACGCCCAUUUGGUGAUAAAUAGCAGUCUCAUUUUUGCAUGAGAGUUUAAUCUCUGUUCGAAGAGUUUAAGUCUGUUCUGUCGGACAAAAUACAUGUGCCGUUUUCGUGGUCUGACCGUUCCAAAUUUUUAACCUGUUCCACAAUUAAAACUUCCCCUGUUUCAGUGUUCCCAUAUAUCAAAGUUUGUCCGACUAGACACCCUUAAGCUAUUAACAAAUUUUCAGCUUGCUAUUAAUCAACUUUUUUUUCAUACGCGGGAUCCAGACCUAUAUAGGCUGAUUUUGAUUUAGAAAUACUAAAAUAUGUUGAUGGAAAUUUAUGUUCAAUAAUAAAAUUGUAAAACGCAACAA
Messenger RNA from Diabrotica virgifera virgifera (western corn rootworm), 1216 nucleotides. RefSeq names its product defensin-1-like. Bases 235 to 414 code for a protein of 59 amino acids. The record is from RefSeq and is a predicted model, not a curated record. The transcript has 2 exons. NCBI's taxonomy places the organism in Eukaryota, Metazoa, Arthropoda, Insecta, Coleoptera, Chrysomelidae.